Molecule: messenger RNA, 1578 nt
Organism: Cinclus cinclus
Lineage: Eukaryota; Metazoa; Chordata; Aves; Passeriformes; Cinclidae
Gene: CACNG5
Product: calcium voltage-gated channel auxiliary subunit gamma 5
Exons: 5
Coding region: 1-840 (279 amino acids)
Biological process (GO): postsynaptic neurotransmitter receptor diffusion trapping; regulation of AMPA receptor activity; transmission of nerve impulse
Cellular component (GO): AMPA glutamate receptor complex; postsynaptic density membrane
Molecular function (GO): channel regulator activity; voltage-gated calcium channel activity
Source: RefSeq, a predicted model, not a curated record
AUGCUGGUGGCAAUGAGCGCCUGCAGCAGGAAGGCGCUGACCCUGCUCAGCAGCGUGUUCGCCGUCUGCGGCCUCGGUCUCCUGGGCAUCUCUGUCAGCACCGACUACUGGCUCUACCUGGAGGAGGGCAUCGUCCAGCCCCAGAACCAGACGGCUGAGAUCAAGCUCUCGCUGCACUCGGGGCUCUGGAGGGUCUGCUUUCUGGCAGGUGAGGAGCGUGGCCGGUGCUUCACCAUCGAAUAUGUCAUGCCCAUGAACAUCCAGCUGACAUCUGAAUCCACAAUCAACGUCCUGAAGAUGAUCCGCUCUGCCACCCCCUUCCCUCUGGUCAGCCUUUUCUUCAUGUUCAUUGGCUUCAUCCUGAGCAACAUUGGCCACAUCCGGCCUCACAGGACCAUCCUCGCCUUCGUCUCGGGGAUAUUCUUCAUCCUGUCGGGUCUGUCACUGGUGGUGGGGCUGGUCCUCUACAUAUCCAGCAUUAAUGAUGAGAUGCUCAACAGGACCAAGGACUCGGAGUCAUUCUUCAAUUACAAAUAUGGGUGGUCCUUUGCCUUCUCUGCCAUCUCGUUCCUUCUCACAGAGAGUGCAGGGGUGAUGUCUGUCUACCUGUUCAUGAAGCGCUACACGGCCGAGGACCUCUACAGACCCCACCCUGGCUUCUACCGGCCCCGCCUGAGCAACUGCUCCGACUACUCGGGGCAGUUCCUGCACCCCGACGCGUGGGCACGGGGCCGCAGCCCCUCGGACAUCUCCAGCGAGGCGUCCCUGCAGAUGAACAGUAACUACCCAGCCCUGCUCAAGUGCCCCGACUACGACCAGAUGUCCUCGUCCCCGUGCUGAGCCCGUGGUCCCGCGCCCGUUCCGAUGGUCGCCGCGUCCCGACUCCGUUUGUCGUUUUUUUUUAGGCCACUCUUUCUGGCCAAUUCUCUAUUUGUAGGAGAGUAAAUAUAACCAGAGAGGUUGGUUAUAUAAUCAAUAGUGUAACCUAGAGAAUUGGGAUGUUUCCCUUUUUUUUUUUUUUUUUUUUCUUUUUUGGGGUUGUUUUAUUCCUCCCUGCAUAACUAAGGAACUCUCCAAAGUCCUCCUCUCUCAGCUCAUCCCGCUGAGCAAACAGCAGUUCUGCCUGGGGGAUAAAUCCAGGGCUGGACUCAAGAACAGGAAAAAGAAAAUAGAGUAGAACUAAGGGAAAAAAUGGUGUAUUUUUUUGGUAUAGGUAGAGAUAGGCUGAUAAAGUUUGUGCAUUCGACUGUAUCAUUGAAUUCUAUAUUUACUGGCCUGAGCGCCAGCAGGCAUAAAAAUUUGUGUAACUUUCCAAGAAACAACCAGCAUUAGAAAAAUAUAAAUUUUGCCUUGACUGAACACUUACUGAUUGGUAUCUCUCACUGCUGGAUACCACUUCCAGCCAGGCUGGAAUGGGAAAUAGCCAUCCUUCAAUGAGACCUCAGCAGGCUUUGACACCAGCAGGUUUUUGUUCCUCCAUGGCCACUUGCAAGCUGUUGCUUAAAUAUCUCGUGUUAGACUGGAGGCACUCUGGGGUGCUGGGCUGGAGGGAUGGCUCCAGCACCCAAAUUUCCUCUG